Molecule: messenger RNA, 1185 nt
Organism: Manihot esculenta (cassava)
Lineage: Eukaryota; Viridiplantae; Streptophyta; Magnoliopsida; Malpighiales; Euphorbiaceae
Product: transcription factor MYB8
Exons: 3
Coding region: 222-1142 (306 amino acids)
Source: RefSeq, a predicted model, not a curated record
UUUCUCACCAACUUGGUCAAUUUUUUCCUCUCUUCUCUCAUUUCCCUUUCUCUCCUUUUCCUUUCUUUCCCCCCUCUUUUCCUUCCCCUUCAUAUAAAAUCCCCUCUCCCGACUCCUCCUUCCAUCUCUGCCAAACUCUCCCUCUCUCUCUCUCUCUCUCUCUGCAUUUUCCAAGGAACAUAAAGCUGUAAUCUUCCAGGCCUGGUGCUUUUUCUCCUGCCAUGGGACGCUCACCUUGCUGUGAGAAAGCUCACACCAAUAAAGGAGCCUGGACCAAGGAGGAAGAUCAGCGACUCAUCGACUACAUCCGCGUCCACGGCGAAGGUUGCUGGCGUUCCCUCCCUAAAGCUGCCGGAUUGCUUAGAUGUGGUAAAAGUUGCAGACUUAGAUGGAUUAAUUACCUUAGGCCUGAUCUUAAAAGAGGGAAUUUCACUGAUGAAGAAGAUGAGCUUAUUAUUAAGCUUCACAGCUUGCUAGGCAACAAAUGGUCUCUCAUAGCUGGCAGAUUACCAGGAAGAACAGAUAAUGAGAUCAAGAACUAUUGGAACACCCACAUCAAGCGUAAGCUAAUGAACCAAGGCAUUGACCCACAAACUCACCGCCCGCUCAACGAAAAAACCACCACCACCACCACAACAACAACCACCACCACAACAACAACCACCACCGGCGCCGUUAAGCCCUCCACCAAUCGAGUCACACAGUUAAACUUCGAAAACGCAUCUCCUCAAUCAAUAUCCGAAAUCAAUCUUUUGAAAAGCAAUAUCGAUUUCAACUACUCCAAUUUCAGCCCCAUAAAAACAGAGUCCGUAGAAGAAAAUAACUGUACCAGCAGCGGCAUGACCACCGACGAAGAACACCACCACCGCUACCACCAUCAUCAAGAAAGAGAAAGCAGCCAUGAAAAUGAAGAAGUUAAUUUGGAAUUAACAAUAGCGCUAGCUCCAACUCGGAAUGAGUUAACACCAAGAUAUUCUUCCAACACAGCCGACUCAAAAUUACAGCAGCAAGCUCCAUAUCAAUUGCUUGAGAAAAUUGUAACUGGGACAGUCUGCACAUGUUGCCAGUUGGGAUCACAAAGGAGUGAAAUGUGUAGAAAUUGCCAGAAUUCAAAUGGGUUCUAUAGAUAUUACUAUUACUGAAAGUGAAAGAUUCAAAGCUAUAAAUUUCAAUUUUUUUGGUUGA